GCUGGUUGCGGAGUCCAUCCACCUUUCAACCAACGGAACGAGGAGGGCCCUGCCCGUGCGCGCGGUCGGUGAGAGAAAUCGGGACGACAACGACGCAGAGGGGAUUUUCCUAUUUUCUUGCGCUCUUUGCUUCUUCCGCAGUGGAAGAUGGCUGCUGAUACUUCAGCCGAAAUGUUUUCUAAAGCUCUGGAGUCUCAAAUGCUUCAGACAGCCAAGAUUGUAGAAGAACAGCUUGAUGUAGAGAUGCAAAAACUGGACCAGAUGGAUGAUGAUGAACUGGAACUUGUAAAGCAAAGAAGGCUUCAGGCACUGAAAAAAGCCCAGCAACAGAAACAGGAAUGGCUAUCAAAAGGACAUGGGGAAUACCGGGAAAUCCCUAGUGAGAGAGAGUUUUUCCAAGAAGUAAAAGGGAGCAAAAAUGUGGUCUGUCACUUUUACAGAGAUACAACUCACAGAUGCUUAAUAUUAGACAAGCAUUUAACUAUUCUUGCAAAAAAGCACAUUGAGACCAAGUUUAUCAAGUUAAAUGCUGAAAAAUCUCCAUUUCUGUGUGAGAGACUUCGCAUCAAAGUCAUUCCCACGCUAGCACUUGUAAAAGACGGGAAAACACAGGAUUAUGUAGUUGGCUUUACUGAUCUUGGUAACACAGAUGACUUUACCACAGAAACCUUAGAAUGGAGAUUAGGAUGUGCAAAUAUCAUCAACUACAGUGGUAACUUAAUGGAUCCACCUUUCCAGAGCCAAAAGAAGUUUGGAACCACUUUCACAAAGCUGGAUAAGAAAACGAUCAGAGGGAAGAAAUAUGAUUCAGAUUCUGAUGAUGACUAGACAUCAUGAUACAAAUAUUUGUAAAUCAUCUUUUCUUUUAAGCUUGGUACAUUUCUAGGAAUGUUUUUAUAAAGCUCUUUGUUUUCUGAACGUUUGCACAUAAUGCUCAUUUUCUAAACAGUUUUAUACAACUCAUGAAAAGAAAUCUUAAAUAUUUUUUCGUCCUGGGAGGUCAUUUCUAGGCCAAGAAAUCUGAGCCCUUUUGAACUGUGUCACAUGAAAAAUUAUUUUCAGUGGUUUGUUCUUUAAAAAGUAGCCCUUUGAAACUGAGUUUUAGUUCCUUAUACCAUUUGCUGAUAAAAUAUUAGUGAAGGACUUCUGUCAAGAAUUGUUGUAAAGCUAUUCUAGAAGUAGUGCAUUAAUAAAAUCAUUGCUUGUCAGUGCCAUGAGUAUGGCAUUGCCUUACCUAACUAUAUUGCAUUGCAUUAUUAUGAAAACAUCUUAGCCUCCUUAAAAGAAUUAAGGCUGAAAUCUACCUGUAAGUCUUACUGACGUCCAUGGGAGUCUUCCUAGUAGAAGUGCAGGUUUGCACUGUAAGUCGACCAACUGUAUACACAGCAUGUUAAAGCUGAAUCAGCAGUAAAUAACAUAUGGCAAAACUAUAUUGAAACAUACCUUGACUGCAGGAUUUUUAAUAUAAUUCUGUGGUUUACAGAACAGGCUAGAUAAAAUCACAAUGAACGUUGCUGUUCAUUUUUUCUCUUGAUAUGAAUGCAGUUUAAUACACCUUCUUGCACUAUUAUUCUUCAGUAAGAUGUUUAAGAUGUUUUUAGAAUGUUUUAGGAUGUUUUAAAUUCAGUUUUAUGUAUUUUAUUGCUUAUUGUUCCCCGCCUCGAUCAAAAUGGAGAGGCGGGUAAGAAAUAAAUUUAUUAUUAUUAUUAGGCAUAUUUGUCAGGAUAAUUUCUACCUUCUUGGAAUUUUAAAUGUCCCUUGCGAAUUUGGCAAUCUAUCUGGUAGGUGAAUCAACUUACCCUCUGUGCUCAUUAAUAUCAGUUAUUUGCCAAAUAAAGUAAGUGCCUUUGAGCAAAUUGAGCAUCAACAGCAUUUACAAGCCCCAUUGAUCUAGGGAAAAAAGCCGCCCUUGCAAAUUUAAUUGAGGCAAAUAUGAAACCAAAACACUAUUUUAAAAAAUUUGUAAUCCAACCAAACUAGGUAUGUGUUGUCCUUAAGUGCAUGGCUCUGGCUUUUCUCUUCUGUAAGAAGGAAGUGGAUAAGCUUUAGCUUUCUUCUCUCCAUUUUUCCUCUAGAGGAAGGUAAGAAAAUUGCAUAGGUGAGAGGGUGAUUGGGCACAACAAGUAAAUAUCCACCAGGUAAUCACCCCUUCCUUGGCUCAGUGGAAUAAGAACAUAAAAAGGGCCAUGCUGGAUCAGACCGAGGGUCAGUCUAGUCCAGUACUCUGUUCACAGAGUGGCCAACCAGCUGUCAACCAGGACAAAACAGGACAUGGUAUAACAGCACCCUCCCACACACAAUUGUGUUCCAGCUUGCUUGUUUCUCUCUUCCAUAAGAUGGAAACCAUGGGCAAGCUACUUGCAGGAGAUGUAAAGAGGGAGUGUUUAAGAGGUUAUUAAGUUCAAGAAAUGACCACAGAGGGUGGGAGGUAAUAAGAAGGAAGCAGGAGGAAAGGAGAAAAGAUUUCAAGGUGUGUGUGUGUGAACACGUGGUAGGCAGAAUCUUCAUGUCCCAUCAAAUUCUGGGUACUAGCUCCCAUAGGAGGUGCAAAACACAUCUGGCGCUCUAGCACAGUCAAUCAGCAAUAUUCUAUUAACUUUUUUUUUAAUGUUCAUGUACAUUCAAAUAAAUUUAUUUGAAUUCUAA
This is a messenger RNA of Elgaria multicarinata webbii, 2646 nucleotides long. It is a transcript of the gene TXNDC9, whose product is annotated as thioredoxin domain containing 9. Gene Ontology annotation, biological process: microtubule cytoskeleton organization. Lineage: Eukaryota; Metazoa; Chordata; Lepidosauria; Squamata; Anguidae. The transcript is spliced from 5 exons. Gene Ontology annotation, cellular component: cytoplasm. The coding region runs from base 148 to 828 and encodes 226 amino acids. The record is from RefSeq and is a predicted model, not a curated record.